UCCUCCCUUUUAAAAAGCCUGCUCUCUCACCUGUGUCACAAAACAGCUGCAGCCACUCGCCCAUUCACCUGUCCCUUAUCUGUUUUAAGAAUUUAUUCCAAAAGAAAACAUAAGGUACAAUACCGGGACCAAUUUAAGGAUUUUCUUUUGUUUUUUUUUAGGAAGUCUUUUGUAACAACUUCUAGCAGAGGUUGAGGAAGAGGCACAUCACCGCCUUGUGAAAACCCUGAAACAGUGAAAACCGAACUUCUCCGCCCUUUCACCCUGCCGUGCACCACUAUGCCGGGAGCCGUGGAUCGUAUGGAGCUAAGUAAAGUCUCCACAGAGGCCGAUGACGACAGCACCGACAGCCUUGAUGACCGCUUCCCAGAGCCCAUCGACUCUGAGAAGGCCACCAUUGACAGUCAGUUUAUGGAUGACAUCGAGGAUGGAGAAAGCCAGAAGUUCUUGUCAAAUGGUUUGAUGAAGAAGAAGAAAUACGACGAAUACCAUGAAGAAUAUCAUCCCGGCCACACCUCCUUCGGGAUGUCAGUGUUCAACUUGAGCAACGCUAUCAUGGGCAGCGGCAUCCUGGGCCUGUCCUACGCCAUGGCAAACACCGGCAUUGUGCUAUUUACAAUCCUCCUCAUUGCUGUGGCUGUCCUCUCCUUAUAUUCUGUACAUCUUCUCCUUAUGACAGCUAAAGAAGGAGGAUCCCUCAUCUAUGAGAAGCUGGGAGAGAGAGCGUUUGGUUGGCCUGGGAAAAUAGCAGCAUUUGGAUCCAUAAUUCUGCAGAAUAUUGGAGCCAUGUCCAGCUACCUCUUUAUCGUGAAGUAUGAGCUACCGGAAGUGUUAAGAGCCUUCUUGGGUGUAGAUGAAAUCUCUGGUGAAUGGUACCUGAACGGGAACUACCUGGUGGUGUUUGUGUCCGUUGGAAUCAUUCUGCCUUUAUCUCUCCUUAAAAACCUGGGCUACCUGGGCUACACCAGCGGCUUUUCCCUGUCAUGCAUGGUGUUCUUCCUGGGUGCGGUGAUCUACAAGAAGACCCAGCUGCCUUGCCCUCUUCCUUUCCUUGACCACCACUCGGCCAACCUCAGCACAAACGCCACAAACAUGCAGGGGUUGUCCCCACUGCUAAACAACUCGGCGCACAUAGAUUUCUCCCGGGCCAACAUUUCCCCAGUGGUGCUCGGCACCCACCAAUCCACCGGUGUCCAUGUCAAGCCUCACCCCGAUGACAAGGAGAUGUGCACGCCCAAAUACUUUGUCUUCAACUCCCAGACGGCGUACACUGUGCCCAUCCUGGCCUUCGCCUUUGUCUGCCAUCCAGAGGUGCUGCCUAUCUACAGUGAGCUGAAAGAUCGCAGUCGGAAAAAGAUGCAGAACGUCUCCAACCUGUCCAUCCUGACUAUGCUCAUCAUGUAUAUGCUGUCAGCGCUGUUUGGCUACCUCACCUUCUAUGAAAACGUGGAGGACGAGCUGCUCCACACCUUCACUAAAGUGUAUAAGUUUGACACGUUGUUGCUGCUGGUGCGUCUGGCUGUUCUCACUGCCGUAACUCUGACUGUCCCCAUCGUGCUGUUCCCUAUCCGCUCCUCCAUCAACACUCUGCUGUUUAGCAAAAGAGACUUCAGCUGGCUUCGCCACAUGCUGAUUGCCGCCGCCAUCCUGGCCUUCAACAACAUGUUGGUCAUCUUCGUCCCCACCAUCAGGGACAUCUUCGGCUUCAUCGGCACCUCUCCAGCUACCAUGCUUAUCUUUUCUGCAACCGUCAGCUGGUCCUGUGACUCAGGCUACAGAAUGAGUUUAGCCGACGACAAGUGA
Etheostoma cragini (Arkansas darter) is the source of this 1803-nucleotide messenger RNA. RefSeq names its product solute carrier family 38 member 4 (gene slc38a4). The record is from RefSeq and is a predicted model, not a curated record. Gene Ontology annotation, molecular function: amino acid transmembrane transporter activity. Gene Ontology annotation, biological process: amino acid transmembrane transport. NCBI's taxonomy places the organism in Eukaryota, Metazoa, Chordata, Actinopteri, Perciformes, Percidae. The transcript is spliced from 17 exons. Bases 280 to 1803 code for a protein of 507 amino acids.